Hordeum vulgare subsp. vulgare (domesticated barley) is the source of this 1255-nucleotide messenger RNA. RefSeq names its product agamous-like MADS-box protein AGL23. The record is from RefSeq and is a predicted model, not a curated record. Bases 68 to 1075 code for a protein of 335 amino acids. Gene Ontology annotation, molecular function: RNA polymerase II cis-regulatory region sequence-specific DNA binding; DNA-binding transcription factor activity, RNA polymerase II-specific; protein dimerization activity. Gene Ontology annotation, biological process: regulation of transcription by RNA polymerase II. NCBI's taxonomy places the organism in Eukaryota, Viridiplantae, Streptophyta, Magnoliopsida, Poales, Poaceae. The transcript has a single exon.
GACACGCAUCUACCUCCUCUCCUCUUCCUUUCUCUGAGCCACCGAGCAAGCGACGUACGAGAGAGCAAUGGUGGGGCGAGCAACGACGGCGCCAAAGCGGAAGGGUGGCAAUGGGCGGCAGAAGAUCGCCAUCCGGCGGAUCGAGAAGAAGGAUGCUCGGCAGGUAUGCUUCGCUAAGCGUCGGCAGGGCCUGUUUAACAAGGCCGCCAUGCUGGCGGCGAUGUGCGGCGCCCAGGUGGCCGCCGUCACCUUCUCGCCCGGCGGAAAGGCCUUCUCCUUCGGCCACCCCUCAGCUCAGGCCGUCAUCGAUCGCUUCCUGGCGGGGGCCAACGCGUUGGUGGUCCAGGGCGCCACCGACGACAACGAGCUGAAGAAGCUACACCUGCAGCACGGCGAGCUGCGCACGCAGCUCAAGGAGGUGAAGUUGCGGAAACAGUGCGUGGAGGAGGCCAUGGCAAAGGAGCGCGCCGCGGGGGAUCAGAUUGCGGCGUGGCUCGACCCUGAACUGGGCGACAUGGGGGAGGAGGAGAUGAUGGCCUUCGCCGCCGAGUUGAUGACGGUGCGGGCCGCCGUCUCGGAACGCGCAAACCAGGUGCUCUUGGAGGUGCAGAAUGUGAGCCUCUUCGGUGGCAGUACCUUUGAGCUUGGUAGCAGCAGCAGUGCCAACGCUAGGAUGGAGAUGCAACAGAUGCAGAAUGUGAGCCUCUUCGGUGGCAGUACCUAUGAGCUUGGUAGCAGCAGCAGUGCCAGCGCCAGGAUGGAGAUGCAACAGAUGCAGAUGGUGAUUCCUUCGACGCAGGGGUUCGCCGCCGGGAUGCAUAUGCACAUGCACCAGAUGCUAAUGACAAUGCCUCCGCCGCCAGGCUUGUCCUACGGGGUGGAUAUGCUGCAGAUGCUUAUGUCGAGUCCUCCAUCACCAGUUUUUGGCAUAGGGGUGAAUAUGCAGCAGAUGGUUAUGACGAUGCAGCCGCAACCAGAGUUCGCCGCUGAGACGGAGAUGCAGCCGCAACCAGAGUUCGCCGCUGAGACGGAGAUGCAGCAGGUGACUAUGACGAUGCCGCCGCCGCUGGGAUGAAAAUGGUGCAGCAGGGGGCCGGGCCGAAUAUGGGCUUCCCCUGCUGAGGAGAAAAGGAGAAGUUACAUAACCGAGUCUGAGUCACUCUAUCUAUUAAUCCAUCAAAUGCAUGGAUGGACACCGAUCUCUUAGUUCAUUGUCAAUCUAUUUUUAUUAUAAAUCGUGCUUGCAGAUGAUCAU